AUGGAGUGCAUCCCUCAAAGCGCAGACUGCACUUCAGAGGUCCUUACCAAGGUCAAAUCGUUUCUCAAGGUGAGUGAAGCUAUUCAGCUCGGCGUCAAGUGCGGCCAGAAACUCUUCACUGCCACGAGCUCCCUUCAGUUGCUGAGCUUAGUGAAUCAGUCGGACCUUGUUGUCAAUGAACUACCUGCUGCCGUCUGCACAUGCCUGAACAUCCCUGAUGGUACAGCGUUGCUGAACCCAAGUAACUUUUUGGCAUUUAUCAAAGAUCUCGGAGUCGACGAUUCCGUCCAAAAACUCGACCAGGACAGUUUGACUCAGCUUCAAGAUGUCCUCACGUCGGGUGCUACAUGCGGCACAAAACUGCAAACCAUCAUCCACAAGGUGACACAGUUCGUCAUCGACGCCAAAAGCGGGAACCCAGCUACCACUAUUAGCGCCAUUCGUCAGGCUCUCAGCGUCUCCGAGCUGUUCCUAAGUGACAUCCCCGCUGUGACCAACAACUGUGUCCGGAACCUUACAGACGAUGCAUUUAGUACUCGUGACAGCCUACGAACCGUUGUGAGCACAAUUACAGAUGGUCUUGUGGAAGGCUCGGUGGACGACGAUGGCAAGUCGAUCUCGACGGUGGAUUACCUAGCUAAGGUGGCUGACAUGGGAUUGGAUGUCAUUGCCAUGUUUGAUCCGACGGGGAUCGCUGAAAUGAUGUCUACGUUCAUCCAGCCAAUCUGCGGGCCCACGGCGUUCAUGGGCGAGAUCGACGACGGCUCGUUGGAUGACGCACUAGCACUCACGACAGACGGCUAUGUAUUCAAGGCUUUGACUCGAAAGACGUGA
This is a messenger RNA of Phytophthora infestans T30-4, 834 nucleotides long. RefSeq lists its product as uncharacterized. The transcript is spliced from 5 exons. The record is from RefSeq and is a predicted model, not a curated record. The coding region runs from base 1 to 834 and encodes 277 amino acids. NCBI's taxonomy places the organism in Eukaryota, Oomycota, Peronosporomycetes, Peronosporales, Peronosporaceae.